AUGAUACUUCUCCACCCGCUAACAGCAGCAGGCUCAUCACCAAAUAAUAUCAUCAAUAAGUUCAACACCCGCUACCAGAUCGAAGCAGCUUCAACAUCCGCUAGAAUCAGUAAGCUCAACACCAAACAACAGCAAGUUCAACACCCGUUACCAGCGAGCCCAGCACUUCCUACCAGCGGAAAUCCGAGCACCAGCUUCUACCAGUCAAUAGCGAACCCAGCACCUACUACCAGACGCGAUCCUAGCAUCUCCUAUCAGUAG
Molecule: messenger RNA, 261 nt
Organism: Morchella sextelata
Lineage: Eukaryota; Fungi; Ascomycota; Pezizomycetes; Pezizales; Morchellaceae
Exons: 1
Coding region: 1-261 (86 amino acids)
Source: RefSeq, a predicted model, not a curated record